CAGGAUGUUUUGUCAUAAAUCGUCCGCCUGCGAUGACGUAAUAGACGUUCAAGGACGCGUUUUUUUAAACUUUCAAAAUGGCCUCCGGUUAACUUCUUAGUAGAAACGGGCGCGAACGGGGUGAUGGAGGAGAGAAACGAAGCGAUUAACAUGAAGCAGACGAGUAUGGUCGAAUGUGGCGAUCAACCGGAUAGAACACUCAUCGAACGGGAGGAACGUCCUCGUUCUUCUCGGCCUGCCAUGGAUGUUAAUUUAUAUGCCGCCAAAAAGACAGUUGCUCAAGGGAUGAUGGACAUAGCCCUUCUUACUGCCAAUGCAUCUCAAUUGAAAUAUGUUUUGCGUGAAGGGGAGAAUGACAAGUACUAUCUACUAAACGUCACUUGCCUCAGCGUGUCUAUCUCGUUACAGGUAUUUAUAGAAAUAUAUGUCUAUACUUAUACACACAGAAUACAUAUUAAUAAUAUACUCACUUAAGUUAGACAGUUUUAUAUACA
Molecule: messenger RNA, 494 nt
Organism: Centruroides sculpturatus (bark scorpion)
Lineage: Eukaryota; Metazoa; Arthropoda; Arachnida; Scorpiones; Buthidae
Product: ninjurin-2-like
Exons: 2
Coding region: 124-474 (116 amino acids)
Biological process (GO): cell adhesion; tissue regeneration
Cellular component (GO): membrane
Source: RefSeq, a predicted model, not a curated record